Messenger RNA from Dendronephthya gigantea, 2049 nucleotides. RefSeq lists its product as uncharacterized. The transcript has a single exon. NCBI's taxonomy places the organism in Eukaryota, Metazoa, Cnidaria, Anthozoa, Malacalcyonacea, Nephtheidae. The record is from RefSeq and is a predicted model, not a curated record. The coding region runs from base 1 to 2049 and encodes 682 amino acids.
AUGACCCCGCUCAAAAACAACGAUAUUAAUGCAUUUGAGAGGUUCUCAGAUCUUGUUCGCGUAUCGGUUGUGAAGUUGAAGGCAGACGGUAGAGAUGGCGAGUUAGGGGAAGGGACAUUGCAUAGUUUGUUGGUUAAGAAGCUUACGGAUAGGCAGGUGGAAAAUUAUAACCGGUGGUUGGGGGAGAAUAAGAAGAUGCGAUCUGUGUUGAAUCUCCGGGAUUGGUUGAAGGAAGAGGUUCGAAUUAAGAUAGAGGCUGCUGAGAUGGUGAAUGGGAUUGAGGAUGGCGGUGACAGAGGCGGUAGAAAGAUUGAGGGUAGUCGUGGUAGACAUGGUUUUAGGACGGGGGACAGAAAUAGUAGUCGUUCGUUUUUCAGUGAUGGCGUAGGAAGUAGCAAACCACCAUGUGCUUUGUGUAUGGGAAACCAUGGAGUGUGGGCAUGUAAGAAGUUUCAGGGAAUGUCGGUUGAAUCUCGAUGGACGGUUGCGAAAGAAAAACAUCUGCGUUUUCGGUGUUUGGCCAAUAACCAUACGGGAAAGUUGUGCACGCGGUCAAAGGUGUGUAAUAUUGAUGGGUGUAAAAGAAACCAUCAUACGCUAUUACACGAUACACUACCGAAACAGCAAGACGGCCAAGACAGAACCAAUGUUGAACCACGGGAGGGGGAGCAUCAACGUACUCUUACAUCGGUAAACGAAGGCGAAAGAGCGGAGACAUUGUCACUGCGAACAGUUCCCGUUUGGUUAAAGGCUAAUAAGCGGAAGAUAAAGAUCAACGCGAUUUUGGACGAUGCCUCAAACGAAACCUUUCUAAAUGAGGAAGUUGCGGGAGUACUCGGGUUAUCUGAACCAUUUGAGACUGUGAAGGUACAUGUUCUGAACAACGAAGUGGAGACUUUUCAGUCAAUGCCAGUGAAACUAACAAUUGAGAGUGUUGAUGGUCAAUUCAGCAAAGAAAUACAAGUAAAAACUUGUCCAAAGAAGGUGACCGGAACGUAUAAAGUAGAGGACUGGGGUAAAAGCAAAGGGAACUGGCCUCAUCUUAGGGAGUGUGAAUUUGCCAAACCUGCAAAAGACGGGCUGGUAGACUUACUAAUCGGUGUUGACAAUACGGAACUGCAUUAUUCCAGAGCAGAUGUCCGGGGCAGUGUUGGAGGUCCAGUUGCUCGACUAGGUCCACUCGGGUGGACUUGCAUAGGGGCGCCAGAAGAUCGCAAAGUUGCUGGACCUAGAACUCAUGUUAUACGAACCCACCUAUUGGCUAAUCCAGUCAAGAUUGACAAUGGAAGUGUUUGCUGUGAUGUUGACCAGUCUAUUAAACGGUUUUGGGAAAUCGAGAGUUGUGGCACUGAAGCUUGUGAGACUAAGAUUUACACUGAAGAAGAAAAUGUAGCCCUAACGCUGGUCAAGGAAUCGUUGAGCUACGAUAACACUACUCAUCGAUACACUGUGGGAGUUCCGUGGAAGGUUGGUCGUCCGAAGUUGCCAGACAAUCGCGAACAGGCCACAUCCCGUUUGUGCAGCACGGAAAAGAAGUUGAAGAAGGACGAAUUUCUGAAGAACGAGUACCAGAAAACUAUCGACAGGUAUAUCGAGAAGGGGUAUCUGAAACGUGUGUCUAACGACGAAGAAAUUCCGCCAGAGGUAUGGUAUCUACCGCACUUCCCCGUGGUACGAAUGGAUAAAACAUCGACAAAGGUGCGAAUCGUGUUCGAUUGUUCUGCAAAAACGGACGGAGUUUCGCUAAACGACGUGAUUCACGCAGGUCCAAAAUUACAACAGGACCUGUUUGACGUGUUAAUUCGUUUCCGUCGAAACCCAAUCGCGCUCGCGUGUGAUAUUAGAGAAAUGUACUUACAAGUUGAGAUCAUGGAGAACGACCGACGUAUGUUUCGAAUCUUAUGGAGAGACCUGGACAGUGAUCGGGAACCUGAUGUUCUCGAAUUCAGCCGCGUAGUCUUCGGAAAGAAUGCUUGCACCAAUGGAAUGCCAGUUCGUUAUUCAAGAAAACGCCAGACGGAACCAAAGUUCAUAUCCAAUGGCAGCUGA